Lucilia sericata (common green bottle fly) is the source of this 2899-nucleotide messenger RNA. It is a transcript of the gene Zasp67, whose product is annotated as translation initiation factor IF-2. NCBI's taxonomy places the organism in Eukaryota, Metazoa, Arthropoda, Insecta, Diptera, Calliphoridae. Gene Ontology annotation, molecular function: muscle alpha-actinin binding; actin binding. Gene Ontology annotation, biological process: actin cytoskeleton organization; muscle structure development. The transcript has 9 exons. Bases 268 to 2247 code for a protein of 659 amino acids. Gene Ontology annotation, cellular component: adherens junction; filamentous actin; stress fiber. The record is from RefSeq and is a predicted model, not a curated record.
GUCAAUUAUUCAAAUCAUUCGCUUGGUUACAUUAGAAGAAUUUUGUGUGAAUUUUCAUUCACUGCGGUCAUUACGGUAUUUUUCAAUUUAAAAUAGAAAACUAAUUUCUCUCUGAUAAUACGGAUUACGUUUUGAACUGAAAAAAAAACUUAAAAGAAUAUAAAUUGAAAUAAAUAAUAAAAAUCUUUCUAACAAUUAUUUCAGAGUGAAUUAAAAGCAAACAGAUAAUAAUAAAAAUAAAAAUUUAUAGAAAAUCAAUCGAUCAAAAUGGUGAUUGAUAUUAAAAUGUGUCGUUUUGAAAAUGUCCCUUGGGGCUUUCGCUUGGUCGGUGGUUCGGAUUUUGAAUUUCCAUUAACGGUGGUUAAGGUCACUGAAGGCAGCAUUGCCGAAAGUGCCGGCUUAAUGGUAGGCGAUGUAAUUGUACGCAUUAAUGACACCGCGGCCUCUCCACUAACCCACGAUGAAACUAAUAAAAUUAUCAAAGGUUGUGGUAAUGUAUUUUUCUUUGGUGUACAAAGAGAAAAUGAAGAAGAAUAUACGACUCCUAAGGCUUUUCCUGUUGCGGAACGUGUAAGUUCACCCAAAUCAUUUCUGGAAGCCAGGGCUGGUAGUGUAACACCACCUGUUAUUGUUGAUACACCAAACGAGGAGAAAGUUAAGGUAUGUGAAGUGGACUAUAUGGCUGAUUUGGAAGAGAGGCCCUGUUCGGUGCUGUCCGAAGAAACGGAAAGAAAAUUGGUGGAAGAAGAAAUUGCAGCUGUGUUAUCUGGAGAAUCGGAAGUUCUGCAGGAACACAAUACCAUGGGAGUUAAUUUCUAUAGAAUUUUUCCUAAACCUGGUGUUUGCAUGAGCAGUGAUGUCUUGCGUACUCUCAACGAGGAGGCCACUAAAACUAAAGCCGAAAAGGACAAGGAGAAUCGUAAAUGGACCACAUUUUUACAGAAACCGGAUCGUCCUAUACCCAAAAGUAAGCAGCAAAUAGAGGCAGAAAGACGUGCGGCCAAUGCUUAUAAAGUUAAAAUUGUCAGGGGUUCAACUAUAUCGCGCUCGGUAUCACCAGCACCACCACCCAAACCAGUGGAAGAGGUAAAACCACCCAAAGAGCCUACACCACCACCAGUAGUAGAGCCUGAACCAGAACCUGAACCAGAGCCAGAAGCUCCAACACCUGUUGAUACUGAAGUACCCAAUUUAGAGGAAACAAGUACUAAUAACAACGAAAAGCCCCAACAACUAGAAGAAGAAGCCGAAAAAACAGAUAAAGAAAAGGAAACUAUACCAGAAGCAAAAGAAAUCGAAGAAACUGAUAAAGCCACCAACGAAGAAGAAACCUCCGAAUCAACCCCAGCUAAUGCAAACGAAGAAAAAGAGGAAACCAAAUCUGAAGCUGUAAUUGAAAAAACUGAAGAAGAAUUAGCCUUGGAGCGACAAUUAGCUGAUGUGCAAAAACAAUUAGCUGCUUUAUCUAGUUUACCCAGUACCAUACAAUCGACAUUGGAUGCAGUUACCAAACAAUUAGCCGAUAUAUUGCCAACAUUUAAAUUACAACAGGAACAACCACGCAAACUCUCUGGUAGUGUAGCACGUGAAAUAAGUUUGGAAAAAAUCUCUGAAAAUGCAGAGAAUGAAGACCCUGGAAAUGAUGAAAAUAAGGAUAUUAAAGAAAAUGACAACGUAGCUGAAAAAUGUCAUGAAUCAGUUGAUAAUGUAAGCAGCAGCAUUGGCAACCAAGAUCCAGAGCAAAAACAGGAUAAUAAAGCUAACGAACAAAUUGCGAAUGACACUAAUGAAGCGCGUGAUACAAUUGACAAGAAUCCAAUUAAGCAACAGGAAGCUGCUACCAAAUACAACACAAGAAGCAGCAAUGAGGAAACCCUUCAAAUGGAGGAAGAGCAAAAAUUAAAAAAACAAAAGAAAUACGAUGUCAUUGAGGAGCUUGAAGAGCAUUUGGAGCGUAAAAGCAAUCCAAAACGUUCGAAACGUGCUUUUGGUCCGUUAACACCAGCAUCGGAUCGUCCUUUAGUAUUACCCGGUGGUCGUCGUUGGUAUCGUCCUAAGGAUGCUUAUAAUGAUGAAUUCAUAGCGGAAACAUUAAGUGCACAAGCUGAGCUUAUUACCGGCACUACUUUAGGAUUGAACUUUGGAAUCGCUUAUUUACUGGUGAAAAUAUUUCCCGUUCAGUUUUUCGAAAACUUAAGUAAGAUACAAACGAUAUCUGUGCUCAUUAGCCAUAAUAGCCUAUGUUGAAAAUCGCGCUUUAAAGAUAUAUCAUUUUGUAAAACUAUACUUCUUCAGAGAAAUAAAGUAACAUGUAGAAUAACAAUUCGCUCUAACUUAAGUCGACUUAGGCUAUUAUCACUUGCGACCUGAGAAGACCUUAAGAAAAGUAAAAAUAAAGAAUACAACAAGUGAAAAGAAGAAAAAAACAACAUUUAACGCUUGAUUUAAUACAAAUAUAUGUGAUAUGGCAUACUUUUGCAUUUCUCUCAGCCGUAAAGUUCAUUAAAAUAUAUGUAAUAUCUGACAAAAAUAAAAGUUUAAGAUUAAUAUUUUACAAAGGUGUGUUAAUGUGUGCGUUCACAAGGGGUAAAUGGGUCAAGAACGAAUUAUGUAGUUGAAAAAAAUGUAAAUACAACUUGAAGAGCUAAGUAAAAGAAACACCAUUAAGUUCUUCCUUUUUUUCUUUAACAAAAUUAAAACGUUUAUAAAAUAAAAAUUUGAUUAUGCAUAAGGUUAUUGUAGCUUAAUAUCCUCACUUGUUCAUGGUUCAUGUACCAUAUAAUCACCCGUAUCAUUUAACUAUUUCUUUCAUCAUAUUUAUUUAAGUAUGCAGGUGAUGAUCUUUAAUAGAACAUUCCUUUCACCGGAAUUUGAAAUCAAUGACUGCCCCAGUUUAUAG